AUGGUUCUGUUUCAGAACAAGAUCAUUUACAUGCCAUCUCUACCCCCAGGCUCAAGACGUGAGAAGUUGGAAGAUUACUCUAAAACAUGGGCUGGGGUAUCAUGGGAAGAGAGAAACAUCAAGUCUCUGGACGGAACCAAACUCUCUGUGGCCAUCGCACGUCCUGAAAACUUAUUUACAGUAGCCCGAGACAAGCGCAAACGAGUCGUCGUGCUCUACUUCCAAGGUAAUGGCGCAUCCAUUCCACCUCGGACACCAAUGCUUUCAAACAUCCUCAGAGCUGCUGCAAAAGACUCUCCGCACGAGUGGACCUUGCUCGCACUGUCUUACCGUGGAUACUGGACCUCCUCUGGGCGUGCUCAUCAAAGAGGCAUUGAGAAGGAUGCACAAGCUUUUGUAAAGUGGGCAAUUGAGAACUAUGGCCAGGACUCUGAGAAUACCGAAUUCAUCCUCUGGGGUCAGAGUAUUGGAUCAGGAGUCGCUGCAUAUGCUGCAUCGAAAUACCUCGAAACAGCAAAGUCCACUGAUGCUGCUCAGAUCUCCCGAAUUGUGCUCGAGACUCCUUUUGUAAGCAUCAAGAGCAUGCUCGCAGCCAUUUAUCCGGACUGGUGGGUGCCGUACAAACACCUCUGGCCAUUUCUCCGUAGCUGGUGGGACAGUGAAGACGCUCUGCGCAAGAUUGCUGAAUCCUCCAAUCCACCCAAAGUCUUGAUGGUCGUUGCUUCUGGUGAUGAGAUUGUCCCGCAGGUUCAGGCCGAUCAACUGGAGACACUCUGCAAAGACUUGCGACUGGACGUCACCAGGAGAGAUGUCUUGGGUGCUUUGCAUACUCAAGCAAGUACUCUAGAGCAGGGCAAGAGGGUCAUCUCAGACUGGAUGGCAGACCGCAAGAUCGACUAA
Molecule: messenger RNA, 900 nt
Organism: Aureobasidium melanogenum CBS 110374
Lineage: Eukaryota; Fungi; Ascomycota; Dothideomycetes; Dothideales; Saccotheciaceae
Product: putative alpha/beta superfamily hydrolase
Exons: 1
Coding region: 1-900 (299 amino acids)
Cellular component (GO): membrane
Molecular function (GO): palmitoyl-(protein) hydrolase activity
Source: RefSeq, a predicted model, not a curated record